AUGGAACAAAACUAUGUGCUGCCAAACUGGCGUCGAAUUGCGGCACGCGGCCUGUAUUACGUUAAGAUAGGGAACGCCAAGCCCAACACGCGUGCGCACGCUACAGCCGGCCCUUACCGGCAAAGUAAGCAGGUUCAAAUUAAUUAUACGUACUUGUUAUACCAGCUUGUUGAGAUAGAUCAGGCUUCAAACCAGGUCUCUGCCGCGUUACCUCUAGUUCGGCUCGUCCCUCAGGGAUUUGACGAGGCUGUGCGGGGCAUGGCUGUGGGGCAGACGACUGUCCUUGAGGCUUCUGGUGGAGAGUGGAGGCGGGAGCUGCUGUUCGCAGUGCCCAGGGAUCACCCGGAGGUUCAACGGCUGGAGGGACGAUACAAAAACCAAGGGGGCAUUGCACCAGGGCUUGUGGUGGAGCUCGCAAAUGGAGCUAUGGCGGUCAUUUUGGAGGUGAAUGAUGCGGAAGUCAAGCUGGACGCCAAUAACAUGCUCGCGGGCAAGACCUUCACAAUCGAGUUGGAACUGCUAUCAAUUGACACUCCGGCGUCUUCGGACGGGUAG
Volvox carteri f. nagariensis is the source of this 555-nucleotide messenger RNA. RefSeq lists its product as uncharacterized. The transcript has 8 exons. The record is from RefSeq and is a predicted model, not a curated record. Lineage: Eukaryota; Viridiplantae; Chlorophyta; Chlorophyceae; Chlamydomonadales; Volvocaceae. The coding region runs from base 1 to 555 and encodes 184 amino acids. Gene Ontology annotation, molecular function: peptidyl-prolyl cis-trans isomerase activity.